AUGAAGUACAUUGAUGCCGGUAGACUACUGGAAAACGGCAGCAAGAAGUCGGAUUAGACUACUUGACCACCAGCUUGAGGAGUCAAAAUGCUCUCAUGCAUCCUACAUCAUAGUCACAUUUGAGAGUAUAGUACAAUCUCGACGAUGUCACGGCCAAAAUCCAAUUUAUAGCGGCAUUCUGCAAGAGCACUGAACCACCUCGAGCUCUAGAUCUCUGCGCCCAAACCGUUUCCGUAACUCCCAAGAUACUUGGAUCAUUGCUUCGAGGCAGCUGAGCUUCGAGUCUGCUCUCUCUUCAUGUCUCUGCAUCCUGACGUACACAUUACGACCUAUAAUGAUGCGAAAUUAGCUGAACUCUAUCCCGAGCACUUGAGCCUUCGUUUAGUGCAGAUCCUUUUCCGGCACGGAGAAAGAACGCCCGUCAGGCAGAGGCUACCAUCAGCUGGUCUGCCGCUACAAUACAGGAUGUGCUUCAAUGCAGAACGUUUUCGAGCAGCGGUCAAGAUGACCAAUGGCUGGAACGAGCUGCCCUAUGCCAGACGAUUAGAAGUCCCUGCAAAUACUAGAUCUGGUUCAGGGCUCAGCACGGCUGCGGCGUUGCCUGGCACUUGUCUGCUGGGCGAAUUGACAGAUCGCGGACGCCAAAGUACGUUCUACCUGGGUGAGCGUCUAAAAGAGCUUUAUGUUGACCGACUGGGUUUCGCCAAAAUCAGUCACGAGUCUGAGCUAUACUUGAGGGCUUCGCCAAUUCCUCGUGCUCUAGAAUCUUUGCAGCACGUCUUCUCCGGGAUGUUUCCGCGUAGCAGUCUUCCGAAGCAGUUUGAACUGAUCAUCCAUCAAAGAGACUGGACUCAAGAGAAUCUUUACCCGAACGAGGGUGCUUGCAAGCGACUCCAGCAAUUGGCGAAAGAAUAUGCAAAGCGGGCUGCACUCACAUGGAAUCCCAUACUGGCCGGCCACGCUUCAGAAUUGCUCUCCGAGAAGUACCUAGACGGGAAACCCUUGCAAGUCGACGGCAAUCCUCGGGUCACUGGGCUGGCUGAUACAAUCAAUGCUGCAAUUGGCAAUGGCUUAGACAUCCCCGCAGAGUUUCGAGACAAAGACAUGCUAAAGCAAGUUGAAGCCGCUGCUGUUGAAGAAUGGUUUGGGGGGUACUUGGCUGACGAGGCCUACAGACGUCUGGGUGCUGGCCGGUUGCUCGGAGACUUUCGAGAUAGAAUGGUCAUGUGUGCCGGCAGGGAGAGUUCUCUCAAAGUGGCCCUCUAUGGAGCGCAUGACACGACUAUUGGGGCAGUCCUGGCUUCGCUCGGCGUCUUUGACCGAAGAUGGCCGCCAUUCUCAAGUCAUAUUGCUAUCGAGCUUUUCGAGGAUGCCAGAGCCUCAUCUGAUUCCAUCACAGGUGAGAGUCAUCUCGUGAGAUUGCGUUACAACGAUAAGGUAUUGCAUAUUCCUGGCUGCACGGAGGCGGUGCACGGCUUUUGUACAUUGAAGGAGUUCAACAAGGUCAUAGAUGAGCUGGUCCCAGAAGACUGGGAGGCGGAGUGUCGUGCAAAGCCUGAUCUUUCAGCAUGAUCACGUACAUUAUCUAUGUAGAAGGUAAAGAUCGCAUUGAAACAGU
Molecule: messenger RNA, 1618 nt
Organism: Protomyces lactucae-debilis
Lineage: Eukaryota; Fungi; Ascomycota; Taphrinomycetes; Taphrinales; Protomycetaceae
Product: histidine phosphatase superfamily
Exons: 2
Coding region: 298-1572 (424 amino acids)
Biological process (GO): dephosphorylation
Molecular function (GO): phosphatase activity
Source: RefSeq, a predicted model, not a curated record